AUGGCUACUGCUACUCUGAACGCCGCUGAUACCGAGAAUCUCUCGAAGCUCAAGUCUGCUGUUGCUGGUCUCAAUCAAAUCAGUGAGAAUGAGAAAUCUGGAUUCAUAAACCUUGUAGCUCGCUAUCUCAGUGGCGAAGCACAACACGUUGAGUGGAGUAAGAUCCAGACUCCUACAGAUAAGGUGGUUGUACCUUAUGAUAACUUAGCACCCUUGCCUCAUGAUCCAGAGGAAACCAAAAAGCUUUUGAACAAACUUGUCGUAUUAAAGCUUAAUGGAGGUUUGGGAACAACAAUGGGAUGUACUGGUCCAAAGUCUGUUAUUGAAGUUCGUAAUGGGCUGACCUUCCUUGACCUGAUUGUCAUCCAAAUUGAGGCGCUCAAUGCUACGUUUGGAUGCAACGUGCCCCUACUUCUGAUGAACUCAUUCAACACACACGAUGAUACACAGAAGAUCGUAGAGAAAUACGCAAAAUCAAACAUUGAGAUUCAUACAUUUAAUCAGAGCCAGUAUCCUCGUCUGGUUGUUGAAGAUUUUAUGCCACUGCCAUGCAAAGGGAACGCUGGCAAGGAUGGAUGGUAUCCCCCUGGCCACGGUGAUGUUUUCCCAUCGUUGAUGAACAGUGGCAAGCUUGAUGCGUUGCUGUCACAGGGAAAGGAAUAUGUGUUUAUUGCCAAUUCAGAUAACUUGGGGGCUGUUGUUGAUUUGAAAAUCUUGAACCAUUUGAUCCAAAACAAGAAUGAGUACUGCAUGGAGGUUACUCCCAAAACAUUGGCUGAUGUGAAGGGUGGCACUCUUAUUUCUUACGAAGGAAAAGUUCAGCUCCUGGAGAUUGCUCAAGUUCCUGAUGAACACGUGAAUGAAUUCAAGUCAAUAGAAAAGUUCAAAAUUUUCAAUACAAACAACUUGUGGGUGAAUUUGAAGGCAAUAAAAAAACUUGUGCAAGCAGAUGCACUCAAGAUGGAGAUCAUUCCAAACCCAAAGGAAGUGGAUGGAAUUAAAGUUCUUCAGCUGGAAACUGCAGCUGGUGCUGCAAUAAAGUUCUUUGAUAAUGCCAUUGGUAUUAAUGUUCCUCGAUCGCGGUUCCUUCCAGUAAAAGCAACUUCAGAUUUGCUUCUUGUCGAGUCUGAUCUUUACACCUUAUCUGAUGGCUUUGUGAGCCGGAAUGAAGCUAGGGCAAACCCUGCUAAUCCUUCUAUUGAAUUGGGACCAGAAUUUAAAAAGGUUGGAAACUUCUUAAGCCGUUUCAAGUCUAUCCCUAGUAUCAUCGAGCUUGAUAGCCUGAAGGUGACUGGUGAUGUAUGGUUCGGGUCUGACAUCAUUCUUAAGGGGAAAGUGACAAUAGCUGCAAAACCUGGAGUGAAGUUAGAAAUCCCCGACGGAACAGUACUUGAAAACAAGGAGAUCCAUGGCCCGGAGGAUAUUUGA
Molecule: messenger RNA, 1428 nt
Organism: Ilex paraguariensis (yerba mate)
Lineage: Eukaryota; Viridiplantae; Streptophyta; Magnoliopsida; Aquifoliales; Aquifoliaceae
Source: the annotation of a GenBank genome assembly